AUGUUGGAAAAACGUACAGAUACAGUGCUGCCUGCCCCUGUAUCCCAUUCCCAUGAGAAGGGGAUUUUAUUUCGUAUGCCGACAGCCUGGCUGCGUCGGCGCAAGACCAUGAUGGUCCUAUUGGCCAUGUUGACCCUGACAUGCUUCUGGUUCUGGAUGCAUACAGCCCCUUGGAUGUCUGUCUCCUCUUCGUCCAAACGCGCCCCUAUUGACCCAGAUAUUCGCAAACUCUUACGUGAGGUGCCCGGCGCUAUCCCAGGCAAAACGCCGAAACGCACAGACGUGGGCCGUCAAGGCAUGCCAUAUCCCUCCAAAGAGGAGUUGACGAUGCUCCUGAUCGAACAGAUGCAGGAUCCAGAGUUCCGCGUCGAUCAUGGCGUUUGGAACGAGUGGCGGCAUUGGCUCAAGGAUGGGGCUACAUGGCCCGACGAUGCGCACAUCCAAUUUCUUACACAGCUCAAGCAAGUGUCCUCGAGUGGCCUUGACGAUCUUCGGCUGUACCUCGAGUCGCCCAUUGGAUGGGAAAUGAAGCAUUUGCAUGUGGCGCCCUUGACGGUCUUUUCCAAGUCGUACUGCCCCUACUCAAAGGCAGCCAAGGCGCUCCUCCACGAGUACGGCGCAACGUAUACAGCCUACGACGUGGACUUGCGGCCUGAUGCCCACCCUAUCCAGCCCCUAUUGUGGUAUCUCACGGGCCACCGAACCUAUCCCAAAGUCAUGACGGGCCAGAAACUACUUGGUGGGAACGAUCGCCUUCAAGAGCUACAUGAGCGAGGCCUUUUGCGGGGCAUCCUACAUGGUGCCGGAGCGUUAUAA
Malassezia pachydermatis is the source of this 816-nucleotide messenger RNA. RefSeq names its product putative glutaredoxin. The record is from RefSeq and is a predicted model, not a curated record. The coding region runs from base 1 to 816 and encodes 271 amino acids. NCBI's taxonomy places the organism in Eukaryota, Fungi, Basidiomycota, Malasseziomycetes, Malasseziales, Malasseziaceae. Gene Ontology annotation, cellular component: cytoplasm; nucleus. Gene Ontology annotation, molecular function: glutathione disulfide oxidoreductase activity. The transcript has a single exon. Gene Ontology annotation, biological process: cellular response to oxidative stress.